Physella acuta is the source of this 1641-nucleotide messenger RNA. Its product is annotated as cysteine and glycine-rich protein 2. Gene Ontology annotation, cellular component: Z disc; cytoplasm; nucleus. Gene Ontology annotation, biological process: muscle tissue development; sarcomere organization. The record is from RefSeq and is a predicted model, not a curated record. Lineage: Eukaryota; Metazoa; Mollusca; Gastropoda; Physidae. Gene Ontology annotation, molecular function: actinin binding; structural constituent of muscle.
UCCGCGAAAGAGAAUUCUUGCUUUCGAAGAGAGUGGUGUGCAAACCGGCAUCUUUUAUUAAUUUCAACGUCUGUCGUUCUUACCAGUCAUCCCCGACUUAACACUAUCAGCAAUCCAUCAGCAACAAACUAGUCAGCCAUGCCUUUCAAGCCACCAGAGCAAGCCAAAUGCCCCAAGUGUGGCAAGGCUGUCUAUGCAGCUGAGGAGAAAGUGGCAGGUGGCCACAAGUUCCACAAGGGAUGCUUCAAGUGCAACAUGUGCAACAAGUUCCUGGAGAGCACCAACGUGAGUGAGCACAACUCUGAACUCUACUGCAAGCAGUGCCACGGCAGGAAGUUUGGACCCAAGGGAUACGGCUUUGGGGGUGGUGCUGGUGCCCUGGGCAUGGACAAGGGAGAACGUUUUGGUAACAAGGCCUGUGAGAUGGACAACAAGCCAACUGGCGACUCUUUCACUGGAUCAUCUCUGACUGGCUCUGACUCUGGCACUGGCCCCAAGUGCCCCAGAUGUGGCAAGACUGUGUAUGAUGCAGAGAGAGCCAUAGGCUCUACAGUGCCCUGGCACAAGACAUGCUUCAACUGCAAGAGCUGCAAGAAAUCUGUCGACUCCAGCACCAUGGCCUUCCAUGAGCAGGAAGUUUACUGUAAAAAUUGUUAUGGAAAGAAUUUUGGACCUAAAGGUUUUGGAUUUGGACAAGGUGCUGGCACCCUUUCCAUGGGUUAAAUUUUUCCAUUCUAUUUAUAGUUCUCCACCAGUUCAAUUUCUAGAACAUGAACAAAACAAAAUGUCUAAAAUAUACAACACACAACUACUUGCUUUUGAAACAUCUGAAAUUUUGAGUUAAGAAUUCAAGUUAGAAAAACAUUGGUGUGAAUGUUACACCUACACUUUAAUUUUGUAAUAAAAUACAAAACAAUGUACAACAUUAAUUAAUGAAAAAAAUGAUUGUAUUUUAAAAUUCUGAAUCUAUUGUUCUCCACUAUUGUAUAGUAAGCUUGUACAAAAAUGUGUAACUCUGCUUUUAGGGGUGCAUGUUGCUUUUGUCUUAUUUGGUGUCACUAUUGACAUUUUCUAUUCCACUUAUUUUCUGUAUUUGACUCAUAUCAUCAGUAUUGUUUUUAAGUAUCUCAGAACUUCAUUUUAUUUGUAUUAUUCUUUUGAUCUGUGAUAAGCUAACUUUUUGAACGAACUAUAUUUUAUACUCUUGAUAACAAAGUUUGAAAAAAAAAAGCCUGAAUGUGAACAGAAAUGAACUACUAGUUGCCAGUCAUUUCAUAGGGUUGAAUUUUUCAACCAAAUAGUUAGAAACUUUGGAUUUACACCUCCAUGAGAAGUGGAUGUAGCAGCCCUACAAUUCCUCGAAGUCUAAAAAUCACUUGUCAUGUAUAGUCUCAUCAUGCACCUAGUCCCUGCUGAAUGUGUGGUUACUGUGCGCCAACUCAACAUGAUUAUAAACCCAGUUACACAUUAUGUAGUCGCCUUCCCACCCUUGUCCUUGAAAGUUUUCACUGCAAGCCCCAGAUUUGUGCCAGUCAAACAUGGCCUGUCAAGAAGCCAAGAUGUGGAUUGUUUCAGCAGCUUAUUCCCAUAUUUUAUUUGUCUACAUUUGCUAUUUGUAUUAAAAACAUCUGUUGCAGGCAA